AGCUCUAUUUAGAUUUUGGAAGAAACAAGAUUUAUUCUGGCAGAUUCAUCACCCACAGCCAUCUUACUGGGAUACGUCUAGCUCUUGGAAUUUUAAAAGAUUUUUUUAAUUUGACUGUUUGGCCUAUAAUUUUAUUUAAUUUAUGGGUGCUGUUUUAUAAAACAGAAGUCAUUAUUUUAGAAACUAAAAGGCAUCCUACUUCUGUUUAAGCUCUUGAUUUUGUAGGAUUCAUGCUGGUGAGACAAAUUCACCCAGGGCUCUCAUGCCCCAAACUCCUUUUUACUUUGUUUUCAUCCACUCUCAUUUUCUUGGGUGCCAGCAAUGCUUUACCAGGGACAGAAUAUGACUAUGGUGCACAUCCAAAGUUUGUUUGCACACCAAUCCCGGCUGAUGCUGACCCUAGCUGCUUCCCUGUUGGUGGGAAUCCUGGAGGGGCAGGACCUGGAGUGAAUGCAAAUGGCCACCAUGGACCAAGUGGAGGAGGGGCUAGUGGAAAUGGAUGGUGGGGGAUGACAGAGGAGGCCAAAACAACCAUCUUGCACCUUCGUGAGAGCCUGGUUCGGCAGAAAGAGACCAUUCUGGACCAGCGAGAGACCAUCAGGGAGCUCACUGCCAAGCUGACCCUCUGCGAGGGCUUCGGGAGAGGAAUGGGGGGCCAUGAUGACCACCAUGACAACCAUGGCCCUCACAUACCCUUGCAUAGUCAGUCACACCACCCCUACUCCGAGAGCGGGCAUCAUUCCCAGGGCCACCACAGCAAUCAUGUCUCAGAACAUCAUUAUCUCAUGGGUGGCCACCGCCCAGAUACCCACCACAGGGGGAAGGCUGCUCUGGGAGGGGGAGAUAAGCAUGGGGCAGAAAUGGCCUCUUCCCCAGAGCAGAUGGGCAGGAUGCUGCAGGCACUGAAGGAGCGGCUGGAGAACUUGCAGCAGUCGAGGAACACAUCCAGCUCCUAUUCCAAUUCCCUGAAAGACCUGCUUCAACGCAAGAUUCAUGCUCUGGAACAGCAGAUGAACCUUCACUCAGCCUCUCAUGGCAAUGGAGACCACCACGGCGGGACUGAUCACCACGACGAUCACCACGGUGACAGUCACCAUGACAACGGUCACCACGAUGACGACCACCACGAUGAUCAUCACGAUGACGACCACCACGAUGACCAUCACGAUGAUGACCACCACGAUGAUCACCAUGAUGAUGGUCACCAUGACAAUGAAGCAGAUGGGCACAACCCAGGAUAUCCCCCACGAAUGCCCUAUCACUCACAGGGACAUAGAGCUGCUCCCCACGGAAUACACCCCAACAAGUUGGACACUGUACUGAGCCACCUACACCACAGGAACUCAGAAACAGGUUCCAGAAAGAAACCAAAAAGUCCGGAUGCCUUCCAGAUAGGCUUCCCAAUGCGCACCAACUACAUGUAUGGACGAAUCAAGCGCACCCUCCUACAUGAGAUCUUUGCCUUGACGCUCUGCUUGUGGCUAAAAGGAGGUGCAGGACCUGGUCUGGGGACUCCGUUCUCCUACUCUGUCCCAGGACAGGCUAAUGAAUUGGUCCUGAUAGAAUGGGGCAACAAUCCGAUGGAGCUUCUCGUCAAUGACAAGGCUGUGACACUUCCACUUUCCCUAAGUGAUGGGAAGUGGCAUCACUUGUGUGUGUCUUGGUCUACACGGGAUGGCCUGUGGGAGGCCUACCAGGAUGGAGUGAAGAGGGGCUCGGGCGAGAAUCUCUCGGCAUGGCACCCCAUUAAGCCUGGUGGGGUUUUCAUACUGGGACAGGAGCAGGAUACCCUGGGAGGCCGAUUUGAUGCCACACAGGCCUUCGUGGGGGAGAUUUCUGACCUUCAGCUUUGGUCUCACAUGCUUACAUCUCAUGAGAUAUACAACCUGGCCACGUGUGGAAGUCACAUGACCGGAGACAUCAUCGCCUGGACUGAGUCUGCGGUCGAGUUGCAUGGGGGUGUCACAAAGUACCCGUUUGAUCCCUGCCAUUAAAAAAAAAUGCCUCCAUGUACAGAAUCACUAUGGAAAAGACUUGUAAACACUGCGGGAACAAUCCAAAUUAUAUUUAGGGAACAAGGUCUGACAACCCAGUGAUGAUGAACAGGUUGAGAAAGGGAAAUUAUCAUUUGCCCCA
Scleropages formosus (Asian bonytongue) is the source of this 2136-nucleotide messenger RNA. RefSeq names its product neuronal pentraxin-1. The transcript has 5 exons. Lineage: Eukaryota; Metazoa; Chordata; Actinopteri; Osteoglossiformes; Osteoglossidae. The record is from RefSeq and is a predicted model, not a curated record. The coding region runs from base 231 to 1994 and encodes 587 amino acids.